Prorocentrum cordatum is the source of this 699-nucleotide messenger RNA. Lineage: Eukaryota; Dinophyceae; Prorocentrales; Prorocentraceae. The record is from the annotation of a GenBank genome assembly.
CCGGGGCCCGCGCAGUGGAAAAAUUGGAGCAGCCGGAUGUUGGGGAUUGCUUCCUCGCGACGCAAUGGUACCAGUUUCGUCGGCGCGCGAGGUCACCUGUUCUGUCCGCCUCCUCCCGUUCAGCGCUCCUCCUCCCCUACCCGAACUUGCGCCGAAGAGAAAGAAAAACCUCCACGGGCUUCAUCUGAGGAGGGGGCCUCUCGUGAGGUUGCUCUCCUGCCCUCCUGGACAUCCCCAUCCUGCGGGCUCCCCUCCAGCAAGAGGGCGAGUCUGGGGCGCGCCCGAAGGGGCGCGCCCGAGGGCGCCCCGCAAGGAAGCGAGGUGUCCGCCCUGGCGUCCUGCCUGCUGGCCAGGGAGGUCAACGCGUUCGGGCGCGAGCUGCGCUCGGAGGGCGGAGGCUCCAGCCUGCUGGCGGCCCUGGAGGCGGCGCUGCCGAGCGUGGACGCCAAGCUGCGCGCGGGGAAGCUCAACGCGGGGAGGGUGCUGCCGCUGUCGCUGCACCCCUUCGCGGGCUGUGGCUCCACCGCCUGCGUGGCGGCUGUCGACCUCGUCAGGCGCGAGGUGGUGGUGGCUAACAUCGGGGAUUCCCGCGCCAUCCUCAUCCGCAAUGGGAAGGCCAUCGCGCUGUCCCAGGACCACAAGCCCGAGGACAAGAAGGAGCGCUUCCGCAUCCAGGCGGCCGGGGGCCGCGUGGAGCAG